CACAGCUGAUGUUCCAAAACGUGAUGUUUUUAGGUUAUGUUGAUUAAUUUUAUGUUUCAAAUUAAACUUAAAAUGACAAUAUUAUUAUUAUAAAAAUUAAAAAUCUUUAUUAGUUCAUAUUUGAAUUUUUCAAGAUGAAGUUCCAUUACAAGUUCAGUAAUCUUCUGGGCUCGGUGUAUAAGAAAGGAAAUGUGUUUUUCUCGCCGGACGGAAACUGUAUAUUCAGUCCAGUUGGGAAUAGAAUCACUGUAUUCGAUCUCAAAAACAACAAAUCAUGGACUCUGCCAGUUGAAAGUCGUUUCAACUUCACCGCAAUUGAUUUAUCUCCAAAUGGAUCCGCCUUGAUUGCUGUCAAUGAAGCUGGUACAGCUUCGGUAGUGAGUAUGGUGAGCAAACAAACGGUGAACAAGUUCGAAUUCAAGAGACCCGUUUGCUGUAUCAAAUUCAGCCCAGAUGGCAAACUUUUUGCUGUUUGCAAGGAAAAUAAUGUUUUCAUCUACAAAGCUCCGGGAAAUUUCACGGGCGAUUACAAUCCUAUGGAAAUGGUGAGAGUUUUCCAUGGAUGUUUCGACGAAACCACUUGCGUCGACUGGACUUCCGAUUCAAGGGUGAUAGCUGUUGGGUCUAAGGAUACGUCAACUAAACUCUACCCAUUGGAAAAGUACACCAACUUCAGGGAGCACACGCUCAGUGCACUUUCCGAUUGUGUGGUGGCUGUGUUCUUUGAAAAAGACUCUUUGGAUGUUACCACCAUUGGAAGAAAUGGUCAGCUGUGCAUAUGGGAAUGUAGCUUGAGCCUCAGCGAUUUGGAGCCCUUCGAUGCUGCUACUGCAGCCCCCAACAAAAAGAAAAUGAAGAAGGAAGGAGAUGGGGAAGAAGAAGAAGACGAUCUCAAUCUUCUAACUGGGGAAUUAAGGCAACAGAUUAUGGAAGAGUUGAAUGAAAAGAAAAAUGAGGAACAAAAAGAGUCGGAAGACACGGAUUCGAAGAAGCGUCUGAUGAAGCUGCUGGCCAAACAUUACCUGUGCGACCAGUUCGGAUUCGAUAAGCCCAAACUGACCUCGGCUGCCUACCAUAAGCAAACUCAUAUAUUGGUCACAGGAUUUUCGAAUGGUGCUUUCCUAAUACACGAACUGCCUGAUGUUAAUCUCAUACAUUCCAUGAGUAUAUCAGAGCAGGCAAUCACAACGGUGUCACUGAACGGGAGCGGAGAGUGGCUGGCCCUGGGCUGCGGGGGUUCGAGUCACGGCCAACUGCUGGUGUGGGAGUGGCAGUCCGAGACAUAUGUGAUGAAGCAGCAGUCGCAUGCGGCUGGCAUGGCGUGUCUCGCCUACUCCAUAGAUGGACAGUACAUUGCAACCGGCGGAGAAGACGGAAAGGUGAAACUAUGGAACACAAGAUCUGGUUUCUGCUUUGUGACAUUCAGUGAGCACACAUCGAGCGUGAGUGCCGUACGUUUCGCCAAUAGUCGCAAGUUCCUCGUUUCUGCCUCGCUUGACGGUACGGUGCGGGCUUUCGAUAUGACUAGGUACCGUAAUUUCCGCACAUUCACGUCGCCCCGCCCUGUGCAGUUUGUGAGCUUGGCUCUGGAUGCCAGUGGAGAAUUCGUUGCAGCCGGCGGACAGGAUGUCUUCGAAAUCUAUCUCUGGUCCAUGAAAGUCGGACGAUUGCUUGAGGUGCUAACAGGUCACGAAGGGCCAGUUGUUGGCUUGGCGUUCAGCCCCGUGUUAUCCAGUACAGCGUUGGCUUCAGUCAGCUGGGACAAAACGUUAAGGCUUUGGAAUGCCAUCGAGUCGGGAGCUCAGAGUGAAACAAUCGUUCUAUCCUCUGACGGUGUAUCGGUGGCGUAUAAGCCAGAUGGCAAAGAGGUGAUAGUGGCGACCCUGAAUGGGCACCUCACUUCUUUCGAGGUGGAGUCUGCGAGUCAGUGCUCGUGUAUCGAGGGUCGCAACGACCUCAGUAGUGGUCGCCUCGAAGCUGAUCUUAUCACUGCUAAGAAAUCGCUGGCUGGCAAGUCAUUCAAUACAGUGUGCUAUUCGGCGGAUGGGGAGUAUGUGAUAGCCGGUGGUCAAUCCAAACACGUGUGCAUCUACUAUGUCAAGGAAGGAUUGCUCACGAAAAAAUUCGAAAUCACCCAGAAUCGGUCAUUGGAUGCUGUUGAUGACUUUAUAAAUCGUCGAAAAAUGACGGAAUUUGGCAAUAUGGCGCUGGUGGAAGAGCGAGAAUUUCACGAUAAGACUGAAAAGACGGCAGUCAAGCUACCCGGAGUCAGGAAGGGAGACAUGGCUGCCAGGUCCAGUAAACCGGAGAUCAGAGUUUUCCAAGUCCAGUUCUCACCUACAGGUCAGUCGUGGGCUGCAGUGACCACAGAAGGUCUACUAAUCUACUCACUGGAUGCUGAAUACAUGUUUGAUCCUUACCAGUUGGAAAUGAACAUAACGCCUCAAACUGUCAAGCAAACUCUCUUGAAGAAGGAAUAUUCCGAAGCAAUCAUGAUGGCCCUCAGAUUGAAUAUGCCCAACGUUACACUCGAAGUUUUUGAAUCGAUUCCGUCUGCUAGCAUUGAAUUGUGCGUGUCAUCCUUACCGCAGCAGUAUGCCCAGAAGAGUCUCGACUUUAUAGCAACGGUGAUGGAAAACAGCCGCCAUAUUGAAUAUUUUAUGAUCUGGCUGGAAAGUCUUCUGCUAAAAUGUGACACCCCUCCACUUAGAACACUUCUUACAGUCCAGCGGUCCGUCACCAGAAAAUAUCACGAUAUUGCCAAAAUAUGUGACUACAACAAGUACACAAUUAAAUUUCUAAAUAGACUUGGAGGUCUGCGGAAUACGAAAAAGAUGGAAGACGAUGAGGAAAGUAUGGAUAUGGAUAGGGAAGAUGAUGAUAACUAUUCAUUAGCUAUGGAAGUAGCUAGCUAGUUUUAUCUAGGAUAAAUAGUUUUAGUUUUGACAAUUUUUAAUUUUUUAUAUUUCUUGUUUUAAUAAACCAUGAGUGUUUGUUACAAUGAA
Molecule: messenger RNA, 3005 nt
Organism: Nilaparvata lugens (brown planthopper)
Lineage: Eukaryota; Metazoa; Arthropoda; Insecta; Hemiptera; Delphacidae
Product: periodic tryptophan protein 2 homolog
Exons: 19
Coding region: 135-2915 (926 amino acids)
Biological process (GO): ribosomal small subunit assembly; maturation of SSU-rRNA from tricistronic rRNA transcript (SSU-rRNA, 5.8S rRNA, LSU-rRNA)
Cellular component (GO): Pwp2p-containing subcomplex of 90S preribosome; small-subunit processome
Molecular function (GO): protein binding
Source: RefSeq, a predicted model, not a curated record